AUGAGGGGGAGUUAUUAUUUGGUUUUGGCUUUUGUUUGCGUGUACUCGGUACUCUUUGGUGUUAAUUGGAAUCGUACAUUAACUCUACUCCAUAACGAUAGUCUUAUUGUUUCGUCAACGAAUGGUACAGUUUCAACAUUUUCGGUGAAGCAUGCGUGGGCUACGCAGUCUGUACAAGUGAACUAUAAUGAUAUCCGCUCAAUCGGAAAUCCUACACAAGUGAAGAAGGCGAAAAAAACGUAUGGAGUUCAAAUCGAUCUAAUCAAGACGCACUCAUUUCUCGUUGAUUCGACGAAGGGAAAUGUGGAGUCCAAGAGAUCUCGUUUUGAGAACCCCAUCGUGAAGGAACUGACAACGAGAGGUCUCCGCUGGAUGAGGGUCCCCAACAACUAUACGUUGCAUAACCCACCUCCGUAUGGCAAGCAUUACCGUUUAGUUUUUGCCCUUACAGCCGAAUAUCCGGAAUCGACUACAGUUGUGAAUCGCAAAGAGAUCAACACCCUGAUUUCCCUUGCGCUUCUGAUGAACAGCUACGAUUUGUACCCGGUCAUUUUCACAAUCUCAAAGCCUUUGAUCCAGCUGGCGCAAUAUCUCGGUCUUGGCUACUAUUAUGGCUACGUGUUUUGA
Molecule: messenger RNA, 627 nt
Organism: Blastocystis hominis
Lineage: Eukaryota; Bigyra; Opalinata; Blastocystidae
Exons: 5
Coding region: 1-627 (208 amino acids)
Source: RefSeq, a predicted model, not a curated record